Molecule: messenger RNA, 2401 nt
Organism: Hippocampus comes (tiger tail seahorse)
Lineage: Eukaryota; Metazoa; Chordata; Actinopteri; Syngnathiformes; Syngnathidae
Gene: ift70
Product: intraflagellar transport 70
Exons: 20
Coding region: 214-2208 (664 amino acids)
Biological process (GO): intraciliary transport
Cellular component (GO): intraciliary transport particle B; axonemal microtubule
Molecular function (GO): intraciliary transport particle B binding; protein binding
Source: RefSeq, a predicted model, not a curated record
CUUAAACAGCAGUUGCAGCAUCCUAAAAGAUGAUUGGUUGUCAUAAAUGUCCGUUUAAACUGUGACUUCCGGUCUGGGAGGUUGCUAGGUAACACAAGUCCGCUUGCUAACGCCGCUGCUAACGAGCUAACUGGCUAGCUAGCGCUGUUUGUUUUUCGUGAAUUUAGCCGCUUUGGGCUCAUUUGAAGCCGUGAAAACUACCACUUUGGCAUCAUGAUGACGAUAAAAGACGGGGAGUAUACUGCUACAAUCUAUAAACUGAUUAAGGACAGCCAGUAUGUUGAGGCCAUUCACAUCCUCAACAGCCAACUUCAAAAGCACACUCGGUCCCGGGCAGCGCUGUCCCUUCUUGGCUUCUGCUACUACCAUGUCCAGGACUUCAGCGGCGCAGCCGAGUGCUACGAACAGCUUACACAGCUGCACCCCGAGGUGGAGGACUACCGGGUGUAUUACGCCCAGAGCCUGUACAAGGCGGGCGCCUACGCCGAGGCCACCAAGGCCUCCUUCGCCCUGGACACGCCUAGCAGCCACACCAAGAUGAUCAAACUGCAAGCCUCCAUCAAAUACUUUGAGGAGAAUCACUCUGCUGCCAAGUGCCUGGUGGAGCAGCUUCCCCCAGAGGACACAGACUACGUGCACAACAUGGGCUGCUUGCUCUACCAGGAUGCCAAAUAUGAGGAUGCCUGCAAGAAGUUCACAUCAGCAAUGCAGGUGCUGGGAGACGUGCCUGCGCUGUCAUACAACAUCGCUCUCUGCUACUACAGACUCUGCAACUACGCACAGGCCCUCAAAUACAUCGGGGAAAUCAUUGAGCGAGGCAUCCGAGAGCAUCCAGAGCUGAGCGUGGGCCUGACAACGGAGGGCAUUGACGUGCGCAGCGUGGGCAACACGCUGGUGCUGCAUCAGACUGCCCUGGUGGAGGCCUUCAACCUCAAGGCUGCCAUCGAGUACCAGCUGAAAAACCUGAAAGGAGCUCAGGAUGCUUUGACGGACAUGCCGCCGAGAACAGAGGAGGAGCUGGACACGGUGACGCUGCACAACCAGGCCCUGCUCAAUAUGGACAGCAAGCCAUCUCAGGGCUUUGAGAAGUUGGCCUUCCUGCUUCAGCAGCCGUCCUUCCCGCCCGUCACUUUUGGCAACCUGCUUCUGCUCUACUGCAAACAUGAGUAUUUUGAUCUGGCAGCCGACGUCCUGGCCGAAAACGCACACCUCACCUACAAAUUGCUCUCUCCGUACGAGUAUGAGUUUCUCGACGCAUUGCUGACGUGCCAGACAGCACCCGAGGAGGCCUUCAGAAAAUUUGACGACAUGAUCGGCAAAAUGACUGAGAAGCUGCGCAAGCUGGCCAAGCAGCUGCAGGAGGCCAAGACGGCUCGAGACGACGACGGGCAGAAGAAAGCCCUCCAGGAGUAUGACACCAUGCAGGAGAAGUAUAUCGUGGUCCUGAUGGCCCAAGCCAAAAUCUACUGGAACCGCGAGAACUUUGCCAUGGUGGAGAAGAUCUUCCACAAGUCCAUGGAGGUGUGCAACGAGGACGACACGUGGAGGCUGAACGUGGCCCACGUGCUCUUCAUGCAGAACAAGUACAAGGAGGCCAUCAGCUUCUACGAGCCCAUCGUCAAGAAGCACUACAACAACGUGGAACAGUGUAGCGUGCAGGAGUGCUCGUGCAUAUUCAAACCGCCGAUCUUGAACGUGAGCGCUGUGGUCCUGGCCAACUUGUGCGUGUCCUACAUCAUCACCAGCCAGAAUGAAGAGGCUGAGGAGCUGAUGAGGAAGAUCGAGAAGGAGGAGGAGCAAAUCUCCUACGACGACCCCGACAAGAAAGUCUUUCACUUGUGCAUCGUCAACCUGGUCAUCGGCACAUUGUACUGCACCAAAGGCAACUACGAUUUUGGUAUCUCUCGCGUUAUCAAGAGCUUGGAGCCUUACAACAAGAAGUUGGGGACGGACACGUGGUUCUACGCCAAGCGCUGCUUCCUGUCUCUGCUGGAGAACAUGUCCAAGCACAUCAUCACACUGAAGGGGGUGAUGGUCCAGGAGUGCAUUCAGUUCUUGGAGAACUGUGAAGAGUACGGAAGGGAGGUGCCCGCCAUCAUCGAGCAGCCGCUGGAGGAGUCUCGAGUCCAAAUGGGCAAGAACACGGUCACCUACGAGGCUCGGCUACUCAAGGCCCUCUUUUACAAAGUCACCAGCUGGAACGAGUAACCGUGACACAACCAAAGACGACACCGGACACUCUUGAAGUGGACCUUUUAUGUGGGAUGUUUCGUUCGACACACACUGUUGCUUCAUGCACAAAAAAAGCCUUAAAUACUUACAAUAUACGGUAUAAUGCUUCACAUACGAUACAUAAUAAUUGACAUGGAAAUAAUACAGGCAGCUUUGUCUCAGUUCAUCU